AUGUCGGACUAUAUGGGUUCCAAUCCAAUAGCGGCCCCUUCAGGAGGUCACGAAGUGCACUAUGAUUUCGACCAAGGCGAAUCGAAAGUGAUGGAAACCGAGGAUGCGGUUGUUGCCGUCGGAGAAGAAGAGGUGGAUCAUGCCGUGGCAGUCAAAUUCAACGACGACGAAGAAGAACCGGAACCAAGAGGACAAGAAGAUUCCAACAACAACAACAAGAAGAAAAAAGCCAAUGGUCGCAAAAAGCGUCGUCGAGAUCACUUGCGCAGUUUGAUCAUUGAGAACAAGGCCAUGCAAAAGUACACUUCCUACAAAGUCCUGCAAAUGAGCACCAAUGGAUCCGUCAAUACGCAAGACACGGCGGUCAAUGAAAUGAUAAAAACGGAAAAUGACGCCAAACAAACCGUCGACGAUCGUGUCAAGUUCAUUACGCAAAAACUAGUCUCGCAGGUCAAGUACACAUUUCCCAUUGAAGUGCGAAUCUCCAAUUUGACAUUUACGGCAGAAAUGGAUCCAUCCGCACAGAAAAUCAAGACGGUCUACAAUUCCUCUCCCGUCUACAAAAUGACUCAUUGGUUCCGAUCCAUCACCAAGGGAGAACCUUCGAAACCGCAAAAAGUCACCCGAACCAUUCUAGACAAUAUCAAUCUGGUGUUGCACCCGGGAAAAAUGUAUCUUCUCCUAGGAAGUCCUGGAUCCGGUAAAUCCUCCUUGCUCAAAGCCAUUGCCGGACGAUUGGUGGACAAUGGCAAAACACUCCAGCUGAAAGGACACAUUGCCUACAAUGGAAAAACCAUGCACGACAAGACACAGUUCCAUAUCGAAAAUGCCUGUGCGUAUAUUGAUCAACUCGAUCGACAUGCGGCACGAUUGUCGGUCGAAGAAACCUUCGAAUUUGCGUAUCAAUGCAAAACCGGAGGCGUUCCACCCCCCGAAUCCUUGGAACGAUCCAUUGAAAAAAAUAACGGAAAAGACUCGGAACAUGGCAAUAACAACAGCAAAGACAACAACAAUAACAACAUUCCAAAACCCAACUUGAAACGAGGACUCUCUCAACACAGUGCCGAUUCUGUCCUCGGCGAUCUAAGGUCGGAACAAUUGACCGGUCUGCCCAACUAUGCCGGUCCGCCCAUUAGUCGCGUCACGUUGGGAUUGGAAAUGUUGGGAUUGACAUCUGUGAAAGACACGUUUGUCGGAGACGAAAAUGUCCGUGGAGUCAGCGGUGGACAACGACGCCGUGUCACGGUCGGAGAAAUGAUCAUGGAUCGAACUCCGCUCUUGUGUGGAGAUGAAAUUAGUACAGGAUUGGAUGCCGCAUCGACAUAUGAUAUGGUCGACCUCAUGACGUAUUACGGUCGACUGCAAAAGUCGUGUCGGGUCAUUGCCCUGCUACAACCAUCACCCGAAACGGUCAGUCUCUUUGAUGAAGUACUGGUGUUGGCCGAAGGAAAACUGCUGUAUGCCGGACCUAUUGAAACCGUUCAAGAGUACUUUGAAAAUCUAGGAUAUCAUCCACCCGAUCAAAUGGAUGUGGCCGACUUUUUGCAAAUCUUGUCCACGCCCGAUGCGGGGGCGUUGUGGACGGCACCGGAAGGGAUCCAACAAGCACAAGCAUACACGGUAGACGAACUGGCGGAUCUCUUUCAAAAGUCCAGUCAUAAUCAACAAAUCUUGGACGACCUCCAAGCACCGCAAGAACAUACCUGGGAUAUCACGGAUAAAGAUGGAAAUCAAGCCGAAACGGCCUUUUUGGCAUACUGGCCCGGAGUGCGCAACAAAUACGCCAACACGUUUCCUCGUUCUGUAUGGCUCAACAUUAAACGCAGUUUGGUGCUAUGGAUUCGAGAUCGUCGGGUCUUGAUUGCCAACUUUUGCAAGAAUGCCAUUAUGGGUAUUUCCGUGGGUGGUGUUUUUUGGCAAACGCAAGAUGUCGUGUCCAUCUUGGGUGUUCUCUUUCAGAGUAUGCUGUUCAUCAUGCUGGGAGCUUCCACGGCGGCACCGGCGUUGGUCGAUGAUCGAGUCAUUUUCAAAAAACACUACGAAGCCAACUUUUUCUCGGCAUAUCCAUUUGUUAUUGGAAGAACCAUUUCACAAAUGCCACAAACGCUCAUGGAUAUCAUCACGUUUGGAUCCAUUUUGUAUUUCAUGGUUGGAUUGCAUCUGAGCUUUGAAAACUAUGCCAUUUUCAUUUGCAUCCUGUUCAGCUUUGCAAUAGUCAUCAAUCAACUCAUGGCUGUAUUUGCAGCGGGAGCGUCUUCCAAAGCUACGGUGCAGGUGGUUUCGGCCAUUAUUCUGCUCUUUUGCAUCCUGUUUGGAGGUUUUAUUGUACCACCCAUUGUGAUACCCAAAUACUAUGUUUGGAUCUAUUGGUGGAAUCCAUUUGCGUGGGCGUAUCGGGCACUCCUCGUGUUGGAAUUUCGCACAUCUGACUGGGAUGACGCGGAUAAGAUCCUCACUUCGGUUGGGUUCGUCUAUGGGCCGGAUGAGACACCUUUCGGAAGAGAAUGGGUAGGCUAUGGAUUUGCCUACAUGCUUGCGACGUUUGUGUUCUACCUGAUCUUGACAGCCAUUUGUCUGGGUUACGCCGCCACGAACAGCGGCGGAGGAGGACGGCCUGAUUCACCGGAAGACAUGGAAGGAGACGAGGACGAGGAGGAUGAACAGGUGGAUAUCCCGUUUGUGCCACUCACAAUGUCGUUUGAGGAUAUUUGCUACGACGUGAACGCAUCCACGGGCAAGGAUCUUCUCCGUCUGUUGACCGACGUGAAUGGAGUAUUGCCAUGUGGUAGGAUGUGUGCACUAAUGGGUUCGAGCGGGGCAGGUAAAACCACGCUCAUGGAUGUCAUUGCCAUGAGGAAGAACACGGGAAUUGUAUCUGGCAAUGUUUACUUGAAUGGGUUUCCACAGGAACUGUUAUCGUUCCGCCGAGCCUCGGGCUACGUUGAGCAAUUCGAUGUGCAAUCUCCGGAGUUGACUGUUAAGGAGACUAUCCUUUACUCGGCGAGGUUACGUUUAGACCCAGAAAAGGUGAAAGACGACAGUUCGAAGGUUGCUUUCGUGAACCAACUAUUGAAGAUCCUGGAGUUGUGGUCUUUCAGAGACUCGCUGGUGGGUACUUCUGAGGAAGGUGGGUUGAGUUUUGAGCAAAAGAAGCGAUUAUCGAUAGCUGUCGAGUUGGCGGCAUCACCAUCCAUAAUAUUCCUCGACGAGCCUACGUCGGGGCUGGACGCUAGAAGCGCGGCGUUGGUGGUAAAGCUGCUGAGAAAGAUUGCGUCGCAAGGGCGCACGAUUUGUGCGACGAUCCACCAGCCCUCUUCAGCUGUCUUUGAAAUGUUUGAUGACUUACUUCUGUUGAAAAAGGGAGGCAAAGUAGUUUACUUUGGAGAGCUAGGCGACGAAAGCAAAAGUCUCAUCAAAUACUUUGAGGACCGCGGCGCUCGUCCCAUUGAUAUCGGAGAAAACCCUGCCAACUGGGUUUUGACUGUGAUGUCAUCAGGGGAUCGGGAAUUCGACGUUGAAUACCUUGAGUCGAAGCAGUAUCAAGACACGAAAGAAAUGUUGUCAUCUCUUCGAGUGGAUCCUGAUCCUGAAAAGAUGAUUCAAUACGAGGAAGAAUAUGCCACUUCCGCCGGCACGCGAAGUCGAUUGACCAACAACAGGCUCACAACAAUCUACUGGCGUUCUCCCAACUACAAUCUGUCAAGAAUAUUGGUGUCUGCAGUGAUCGCGGUGAUCAUGAGCUCUGUCCUAGUCAGGGAUCGCAAUAAAGACGUGUUUUCUGAGACCAACAUGCGGGCACAAUUUGCUGUCAUCUUCCUGUCAUUCAUCAUUGUUGGAAUCAUGUCCAUUUUCUCCGUUCUCCCAGUUAUGCUGAGCAUUCGUGACAUGUUCUACCGACACCGCGCUUCUGGAAUGAUUGGCUCUGGUUCUCUGGGAUGGGCUCUGGGAACUGCUGAGAAAUGGUUCAUCAUUGCAUCCUCAAUAAUGUUUGUCCUCAUUUUUCUCAGUGUCUCAUACGACGGAAACCAGGACCUAAGAGGACGAAUCGAGUUUUGGGGUUUCUUCACCUUCAACCUGGCUCUUUACUCUUAUUUUGGGCAAGCGUUCGUGUGCUUUUUCAAGCCCAUGGCUACGGCUCAAAUUCUCUCCAGCGUGUUUAUCGGACUGAACAACUUCUUCUCCGGCCUCAUUGUUCGACCUCAAUUCAUGACAGGACUUUUCGAGAUUACCUACUGGAUCACACCCGGUCACUACGUGUACGAAGGAAUGAUCACAUCUCUGUACGAUGGCGACACACGAACGGUCAUUGCCGAAGCUGGCAGCGAGUUCUACUUUGAUAUUGACUGCCCCUCAAAAAACCUCACAGUAGGGGAGGAUUGCACCGGCACGGUCGACGAGUACAUGAGUAGUUUCUUUGGGGGGAAGUUCCAAAAGGACCAUGGUGCCAGAAACCUGAUCAUCUUGGGCUGUAUCCUCGUCAUGGCACGUGUUAUGACCUUUAUGGCACUGCAUUACAUCAACUUUUCCGCAACUUGA
This is a messenger RNA of Seminavis robusta, 4536 nucleotides long. The record is from the annotation of a GenBank genome assembly. NCBI's taxonomy places the organism in Eukaryota, Bacillariophyta, Bacillariophyceae, Naviculales, Naviculaceae.